UGCGCCUGCGCUGCGGCGGACACCUGCGCCGCGCGGCUCCCGCCAAUUCUCACCUCUCUGGCUAAGGGUGGUUGUGGGCCCCAUGGAGACGUUUGACCCAGCCGAGCUGCCUGAGCUGCUUAAACUUUAUUACCGGAGGCUCUUCCCCUACGCGCAGUACUACCGCUGGCUCAACUACGGCGGAGUGGUGAAGAAUUACUUUCAACACCGUGAGUUCUCCUUCACAUUGAAGGAUGACAUUUACAUUCGCUACCAGUCCUUCAGCAACCAGAUUGAUCUGGAAAAGGAGAUGCAGAAAAUGAAUCCGUACAAGAUUGAUAUUGGUGCAGUAUAUUCCCACAGACCCAAUCAACACAAUACAGUGAAGCUGGGAGCUUUCCAGGCUCAGGAAAAAGAACUUGUGUUUGACAUUGACAUGACAGACUACGACGAUGUGAGGAGAUGUUGUAGUUCUGCAGAUAUAUGUUCUAAGUGCUGGACCCUCAUGACAAUGGCCAUACGCAUCAUCGACCGAGCAUUGAAGGAGGACUUUGGAUUUAAGCAUUGUCUCUGGGUAUAUUCUGGAAGGAGAGGUGUUCAUUGUUGGGUGUGUGAUGACUCAGUUAGAAGACUAUCUUCUGCAGUGCGUUGUGGGAUAGUUGAGUAUUUAAGUCUUAUAAAGGGUGGUCAAGAUGUUAAAAAGAAAGUUCACCUAAGUGAAAAAAUUCAUCCAUUUGUCAGAAAAUCUAUAAACAUAAUUAAAAAAUACUUUGAAGAGUAUGCCUUGAUUGAUCAAGAUAUUCUUGAAAAUAAAGGAAGCUGGGAUAAGAUUUUAGCCCUUGUUCCUGAAACAGUCCAUGAUGAACUUCAACACAGUUUCCAAAGGCACCACAAUUCACUUCAGCGUUGGGAGCAUUUGAAGAAAGUAGCCAGCAGAUGUCAGAAUAACAUCAAAAAUGACAAAUGUGGACCCUGGCUUGAGUGGGAGAUUAUGCUCCAGUACUGCUUUCCACGGCUGGAUAUUAAUGUUAGUAAAGGAAUCAGUCAUUUACUGAAGAGCCCUUUUAGUGUUCAUCCUAAAACAGGUCGAAUUUCUGUGCCUAUUGAUUUACAGAAAGUGGAUCAGUUUGAUCCUUUUACUGUUCCAACCAUAAGCUCCAUCUGUCAUGAAUUAGAUGCCAUUUCCACUAAUGAAGAGGAAGAAGAGAAUGAAGCUAAAUCUGAUAUCAAACAUAGAACCAGAGUUUGAAGGAGCUGGGGAAUUUAUAAAUCUUCCUGCUACAAUAGAAGUCAAAUCUUCUAAUGCCAACACCCAAGAGACACUCCGUGGCAGUAGAGUCCAGUAGCACCUUCAUGUGAUGAUGAAUCCUAGGUACACUCUAUUAUGGUAGUCACUAACCACACCUGGCUUUUGGGAACUUGAAAUGUGAGAAACUGGGUUUUUUAUUUCAUUUAAUUUUAAUUUUAAUAGCCACAUGCGGCAACUACUGUAAGGGACAAUGCAGAUCUGAGCUCUCUGGUUGACAUUUUUUUGUCAAAUGUUGCUACCCUUUCAAAAUCACAUUUCUCUUUAGUAAGAUUUGAUGGGCUGAAGCUGACUUUAAAAUAAAUAUAAAAGUGGCUAUAUUGGCAUAAACUUUGUUCUAUCCAACAAGAGGACCUAAUAGAAAUACGAGUUCAAAUAUCACUUCAUCAAUUCCAACUCUAACAUAUUAUUUAAACAUAGUAUUAAACACACUAUUAAUGUUUGUAGAGUGAUUAUAAGUAUUGUGUUUUGAAAACUUGAAAAAAAUCUCUAAGAGCCUGAAAAAUAAGAGUAAACUAGAAAAAGGAACUCAGAGAAAACAGACCAUACAGGGAAUAAACAAAGCCUUUUUUUUAACUAGUAUCAUCAGAAAAUAAAAGAAGAUAGAGCAUCCAUGGAACAAAAUCAGAAUGCUAGGAAAAAGAAACAGAAUAAGAACAACGUCUUAGAAAUCAAAAACAUAAUCAGAAUUUUUAAAAACUCAAUGGAGUUUUAAGGAAGAAAAACAUAAAAAUUAUAGAGGACUAGUUCAGGAGGUCUAAUAUCUGACUAUGGGCAUUUUGGGGAGGGGUGGGAGAUAGGGAGGAAAAAAUCAAUAUUAUAUAGGGAAACAUCCCCGAAAUAAGCCCUUUAUUCAAAGGGCUCAGCAUAAUAAGAAAACAGACUUACACACCAAGGCACAUCAUUUCGAAAUUUCAGAACACUGAGAAUUAAGAUCUAAAGAGUUUUCAGACCCCUAUCUUCUUCCCUUCCCCCCAAAGAAGCCACAGACCUAGAAAGAAUGGCCUCAAAUUUCUAAAUAAUGGAAGUGUUCAUUUAUUAGAAGUGCUAUAAAUGAAAAAAGUGGUUGCUAUUCAAGAGGAAUGAGUGAUCAGAAUUAGGGCAGGGGGCUGCUAUUUUUCCAUUAUAAACCUGUUAAUACUGUUUUACUCUUUUUAACAAAGUAUGUUACUUUAACACAACUUUUAAAAUGUAAGAAUGUCUCUGUGGACAUCUUUUUCUUUAGUUCAGAGGUUUUAAGGAAGCAAGUUUGGCUCCUCAAAAGGAGGAAUUUUUUAAUAAAUAGAAUUGUUCAAAAAUAACUGUCAUUUCAAGUAUUCGUAAAUAGGCUAUUAGCCAUCCAACAUUUCCUAGUGUUGGGAGGUUGGAAUAAGUGAUACAUAAGUUCCUUAUUAUUCUCUUUAGUUUGUAUGAUUUUUUUUUUUUUUAAGCACUAAAAUCACUGGAGGUCAUUUUAUUUUGACAAAAAGUAUGAGGCCCCCUGCAGGCAUAAAGGAGUUUCAGGAAUAUACAAUCACUGGUUAACAUAUUAACACAUACACCGGAAUGUUUUGGUAAAAUGUACAAAAAAGAAAAAGUUUUAGGGGCACAAAAAGAGAAAGACUUUAGCACAGUUUUCUGUAUCUCUGGAAGAUGAAGCAGCCAGAACUAAGUGAGAAUAUAGAGAAUUGGGACAAUAACAUUACUAAGUUUAAUUAAAUAGACCAAAUUGGAAUUUGUGCCUUACAUAGUUUGGUAUGAUUUUAAGCCUUUGCCCUUUUUCAGAUUAGUACCAUUUGCCCCCUCCCUCCUGGAGUGGUGUCCUUCUGACCAUCUAAUUAUGUCUUUUUUUCUAAGACCCAGUUCAUAGCCACCUGUCAAAACUGAUUGGUCAAUUCUUUGGACUCACAGUUAUCCAUAUGCCUAUUUCACCUUUAUAUACUGUUUUCUAUUACUAUAUGUAGGAUUUGUGUUCUCAAUUUAUUAAAAACUUAUUGAGACCACAUAGUAUGGCUUAUACUUUUUUAGAAUUUAGCAUAGUACUUAAUAUUUAACAGGUAUUAGUAAAUAUUUGCUUAGUAAUUAUUGAAUACAUAUCAUAUAUUCCACAACAGUGAAGCACAUAUAUAUGUAGAGAGAGAGAGAGAGAGAGAGAGACUACAUCCAUGGAGCUUCCAAUCUUGAAUUGAAGGUUCAAAAUACUAUGUUGUUGAUCUCAAGCAAAAUUUUCCUCUGUAUAAGUAUUUAUCAUAAAAUCACAUAUAAAGAUUUAGUACAAAAUUCUAAUAUACUUUCAAAAUUGCCACAGUUCUGAUAUUCAUUCUUAAUACCCUCAUUGAGAUUCCUUUUCUAGUCCCACGUAAUAAGUUAGAUAACAUUUACUAAAUUUUUAAGUAUAGUUUCUUUCUUUACUUUUUUUCAGUAAACUGUUAUGAGGACUCUUAAUUCCAUGCAGAUACAGCAUACUACCAAAAUUCAAAUUUCAUCUUGUUCUUAAUCAGAUUUUGCCCCUAUUGGGUAUUAAUUAUAGAUUGCAUCAUUAAAUGGAUGGUUAAGAUUCUAUAUUCAAAACUUUGUUAUGUACAUUUUUAAGGCUAUUUUAUAAAUCAAAGAAUACCUAUAUUUAAUGUACUGUAACUUUAAACUUCCUGUU
This is a messenger RNA of Manis javanica (Malayan pangolin), 3917 nucleotides long. It is a transcript of the gene PRIM1, whose product is annotated as DNA primase subunit 1. NCBI's taxonomy places the organism in Eukaryota, Metazoa, Chordata, Mammalia, Pholidota, Manidae. Gene Ontology annotation, biological process: DNA replication, synthesis of primer. The record is from RefSeq and is a predicted model, not a curated record.